UGGCUCGCGGCCGCGCCGGGCUCGCAGGGCUGGGCUCGGGCUGCGGGGCGGCGCCGGGACAGGAAGCGGAAAGCAGCAGUGCAGCGGCGGCGGCGGGGCUCUGCCUCUCCAGGAGCCCAGCGCAGGCCGCAGAGCCGGGGCCGCUGUGAGCCAAGACCGCGGGCCGCGGAGCCCGGGCGGCCGGCGCGGAGAAUUUGUUCCUGUUGAAGAGUGGCUCCUCUUCUAAUUUCCAGACUCCUCGAGAUUUUAGGAGUCUGGGUGAAAUUCUCUACCUCUAAGGAGAUACAGUACCUACUCCUUCCUCAAGGGCAAGCCCUCCAUUGCUAUGGAUACCGAAUCCACUUAUUCUGGAUAUUCUUACUAUUCAAGUCAUUCGAAAAAGUCUCACAGACAAGGGGAGAGAACUAGAGAGAGACACAAAUCACCCCGGAGUAAAGAUGGCAGAGGGUCAGAAAAGUCUGUCACCAUUCAAGCUCCCACUGGAGAGCCCCUGUUGGCAAACGAUUCCACCCGGACAGAGGAAGUUCAGGAUGACAACUGGGGAGAGACCACCACGGCCAUCACAGGCACCUCGGAGCACAGCAUAUCCCAAGAGGACAUUGCCAGGAUCAGCAAGGACAUGGAGGACAGCGUGGGGCUGGAUUGCAAACGCUACCUGGGCCUCACCGUCGCCUCCGUUCUUGGACUUCUGGUCUUCCUCACCCCUAUCGCCUUCAUCCUGUUACCUCCGAUCCUGUGGAGGGAUGAGCUGGAGCCUUGUGGCACAAUUUGUGAGGGGCUCUUUAUCUCCGUGGCAUUCAAACUCCUCAUUCUGCUUAUAGGGACCUGGGCGCUUUUCUUCCGCAAGCGGAGAGCUGACAUGCCACGGGUGUUUGUGUUCCGUGCCCUUUUGCUGGUCCUUAUCUUUCUCUUCGUGGUUUCCUAUUGGCUUUUUUACGGGGUCCGCAUUUUGGACUCUCGGGACCGGAAUUACCAGGGCAUUGUGCAAUAUGCAGUCUCCCUCGUGGAUGCCCUCCUCUUCAUCCAUUACCUGGCCAUCGUCCUGCUGGAGCUCAGGCAGCUGCAGCCCAUGUUCACGCUGCAGGUAGUCCGCUCCACCGACGGCGAGUCCCGCUUCUACAGCCUGGGACACCUGAGUAUCCAGCGAGCAGCAUUGGUGGUCCUAGAGAAUUACUACAAAGAUUUCACCAUCUAUAACCCGAACCUCCUAACAGCCUCCAAAUUCCGAGCAGCCAAACACAUGGCUGGGCUGAAAGUCUACAAUGUAGAUGGCCCCAGUAACAAUGCCACUGGCCAGUCCCGGGCCAUGAUCGCUGCAGCUGCUCGGAGCAGGGACUCCAGCCACAACGAGUUGUAUUAUGAAGAGGCGGAACACGAACGGCGAGUGAAGAAGCGGAAAGCGAGGCUGGUGGUUGCAGUGGAAGAGGCCUUCAUCCACAUUCAGCGUCUCCAGGCCGAGGAGCAGCAGAAAGCCCCAGGGGAGGUGAUGGACCCUAGGGAGGCCGCCCAGGCCAUUUUCCCCUCCAUGGCCAGGGCGCUCCAGAAGUACCUGCGCACCACCCGGCAGCAGCACUACCACAGCAUGGAGAGCAUCCUGCAGCACCUGGCCUUCUGCAUCACCAACGGCAUGACCCCCAAGGCCUUCCUAGAACGGUACCUCAGUGCGGGCCCCACCGUGCAGUAUGACAAGGACCGCUGGCUGUCUACACAGUGGAGGCUUGUCAGUGACGAGGCUGUGACUAACGGAUUACGGGAUGGAAUUGUGUUCGUCCUUAAGUGCUUGGAUUUUAGCCUCGUAGUCAAUGUGAAGAAAAUUCCAUUCAUCGUACUCUCUGAAGAGUUCAUAGACCCCAAAUCUCACAGAUUUGUCCUUCGCUUGCAGUCUGAGACAUCAGUUUAAAAGUUCUAUAUUUGUGGCUUUAUUAAAAAAAAGAAGAAAAAUAUAUAUAGAGAGAUAUAUAUGUAUCCCAGAGGGGUGUCUUUUUUUUUUUAAUUCUUCUUCAUUGCUGACUGAAACUGGCAGAUGAUAGACCAGUAUCCUUUGACCAUCUGCACUUUAUUUGGAAGGAAGCAGGGACUGUCCACCCUGAAAAAAAGUGACUGAUGACAUCUGACUUUUGUCGAUAGGACUUCUCAAGAAGCUGUUCCCUGGAGUUUCUGUUACAGCUGUAAACCAAAGUGGAGCUGGUGCAUUCCUGGGAGCCUCGCCUUACAACGACUCCUUCCUGCCUUUCGUCCAGUACCACGUCCCCCAUUGCUCCGGUCAGCCCACUUGUAGACUUCCAGGGGACACACCUUCAUUCUGUUUCAGGAAACCAGUCACGACGCAUCCACACUUGUAUUUGUGUAUGUUAACGUUCAGUAUCACGUCACCCACGAGAGUCGUGGGCAGUUCAGGAGAUACCUGCCUUCGUCUUUGUUCUUUGUUGCCUUAGGUUCUUCACAGAAAGAUCACAACAAAAAAUGUGCACUGUUGUUUACAGCUGUUAAGUGAUUUGAUUUUGGUUUUUUUUCCCAAAGAGAAAACCUACCCACCCUGUUUCUGAUCCCGCCCCGCUACUGGCUUGAAGCAGGUAGCCCUUUCAGGGCCCUGCAGCUGCCCACCUGGCCUCCAUGCCAUCAUACCCCCACCUGGCUGGCAGCCCUGGCUCUCUAUGUGUGCCCUCAAGCUCUUUGUGCAGCCUCAAGUCUGUCCCAGGAUUGCUUCCAUAGGAAAGUGCGGGGUGCCCAGCAGGUGGAGCACAGGGAGGGCAGGCAGUGGGAAUGCCCCCUUUAGGCUCUAGCAGGAGCCACACCCUGCCCAGUUUUCCUCCCCACUACUCUACACCAACCAGGGGAGACUAACACUGUGACUCUGGGAUUGGCAGGUGCGACUUGGAACCACUUGAUUUCCUGGAGUGGUAAGUUCUCCCGAAGCUGAUAGCAAGCUGUCCUGCCCAGGGAGACCAAAGCCUGCCGGCCGUGCUAGCACCUGCUGCUGUCCAGCCCCUGUUUCUGGUGUUUCUGACCACCGUCACUGCAGCUCGUCGCCUCAGCCACUUAGGACCAGGAAAGAGGCUCCUUUUGCUCCCACUCUUAGCUGCUGAUAAAGUGAGGAAAAGGAAAAUGGACACUCUGCGGAGUUUGGGAAAGGGAGAGUAGGGAGCCCAUCUUCUUGUCCAGAAACAUUCAUCUGUGAGCUGUCUCUCUCCCUUUUUUUUUUUUUUUUUUUUUUUUUAUGGAGUCUCGCUCUGUCACCCAGCCUGGAGUGCAGUGGCACAAUCUCGGCUCACUGCAACCUCUGCCUCCCAGGUUCAAGCGAUUCUCCUGCCUCAGCUUCCUGAGUAGCUGGGAUGACAGGCACGCGCUGAUUUCAGUGGCUUUCCCCUGGCCCUGGGAGAGCAGACACUGCUUGGGUUGUGGGUAGAGGAGCCAUCCUGGUGGAGCCCCGCCGCAAGGGAGCUUCUUCAGGAGCCCCAUCUGGACCUCUUGCACUGGGCUGCCUUUGCCCCCACUUGCCUUCCUGUAUCUGCAACAGACCUUUUAAGUGUUCACUCUUGCUUUUCCCAGUAUUUCAGGUAACUGGCCACCUUGCUGUAGUACAGGAUGACACUGUCCAAUGCUCUUUACCCCCUGCUUCUUGAACUCUGCAGGUGGUACAGUAUUUUGUGUCAUUGUAAAAAUCAAAAUUGGCUUCGGAUCUCUGUAAUACACCUGUACCUGAAAAAGUAAACAACAUUCUUCAAUCACCAGCCUUCAGCUUGGGAAAAGACAUGCUGGAGAAGAAGGAAGCGGGAACCCAUAGGUGUGGCGUGAAGCCAAGAUAUGCUAUUCAACUAUGUGGUUCUGUUUAGAAAAAACACAUACCAUGUAACCAUGGUGCUUUUGUUCUGAGUUUUCGCCUUUAAACUGGAAGUUCCUAAUAAUGUCUUUCUCAGGAAAUAUUUUGGGAGGUGGGGUAAGGGAUGGCAGGUGUGAGGUGGGCUAUGUCAGAGGUUGCUGUGUCAUAGAUACAGUGCAGUUCGAAGUGCCAUAAGUGUAUAUACAUAUAGUUAAUAACAACACUGUUCGUCACCAUUCUAAAAUACUGUUCUUCCGAUUCUAUCUUAAGUGACCAGUCCAGAAGGGGUGAAGCUACAUUCAUUUGCUCUGGCAUGUGCAUUCCCAGCAGGGUGAAGAAAGGUCUAAAUUAGAGAAUUUAUUUUCUCUCUCCCCCUUCCUCUCUCUCCCAGUCUUUGCAUAGGAGAAUGUCGGACUUUCAAGAAUUACUGUUUCUGUUUUAAAUUGAGUAUUGAUUUUUUUACAUUGACUUUGUAUUGAGUUCUUUUUGAAAGAAUAACAAAAUAAAAUGCAGGAUCUUUGUAAAGCCUUUGCACUUUCAACCUCUUAAUAGCUGGAGUUACUGGCGCAGCGGGAACAAUGUAAAUGACAUUUAAAAGAAUUAAGGUUUCAGAAAGCUGCACCCCACAAUUGAACACAAUGCAUUUUUAUUCAAUUCUUGGAACCAGUAGGCUCUUCUUUUUAAAAGGGGGUACACUCUGCCCUAAGACUAGUAGAGCAUAUGUUCAUACUCCAGGAGACAGGAUUUCAUUUGCCUUAAAUGUUUACAGGUUUUUAAAAUCAUUUUCAACCUAAGCUAUUAAAAUUAGAGCACUGAGUGUGAAAGGACUUAAUGAGGAGUGUAUGUCUGAGACUGCUCUUCCCUGGUGAGGUUUUCCCUGGUAGACAACUUGUUCUUAAAUGUGUCCUUUUGAAGAUAGGACAGUUUUUAUUGUCCAUGAACCGGAUGUUAAAAAGUUCCGUAUGCAUUCUCAGAGGGGAUUUUAAAGCUGUAUGGUUCAUCCAUCCUUUGCGUUAUCAAAAUGUUAAGUCAAACGCAUAAUACUUUGGCUAAAGUUUGCAAAGUAAGCCCUAGAGAAAAUACUUGAACACCAAUUUUUUCCCCAACUUCCAUCACCUCCCUGUCUUCCCCCACCCCCCACAUGCCUCUGUUCUUCCUUUUUGACAUCUACAUAGAGGACAAGUUCUUUACAACAAAUGGUAAGAGGCAGGUGACCUGUGUUUGCUGUGUGUGGUUCAUUGCCUGGGGCUUGGGACUCCUUUUUUAAUGGAGAGACUGGCUGUGCAGGUGUGUGUUGGACAGGGCUGAAGUGCUCACCCCUCCCGUCUCUACAGUAGGUGGUAGUUGAUUCCUCUCUCAUUUUGCCUCUCAUAAUCACUUUGGAGUGCACGUAUUUACCUAAGGGCUACAGCUUGGUGGGAUGCUACCAGCAUAUUGGACUGACAGAAAUUGAUUACCUUGCCGCUCCAACCCACGCGCUGAGUGAGUGUUCCAGCCACUCAGUGAAACCAACAAAAGUCAGUCCUUGGUUUACCUUCCAGUCUGGGCCCUGCUGUAAGUCUCCCUAAGUGGGGAUGCAUAUUUGUUUGUGCGUUUUUGUUUCCAUGUAUGUGAGCAUUUCUCUGAGUGUAUUACCAGAUGGAUAGCUCAUUUAUAUGUCAGACUCUUAACAUCUGUGUUAUCUGUAGCAGAUAGGUGUGUAGCUCGGCAGAUACGUGUGAAAUGUGUAUAUAGCUGAGUGUGUGAGGGUGUGUUUCUGCAGUCCCCUGUGUUUAAGAGAUUACCUAAUAACCCUGUGUUUUGAGAGGUCACUCUAAAACCAAUGACUUCUCCCUCCCCUGCUUUAUUCCUUUCCGUCACUGACACUGGCUCCUCCCCUGAGUAAAUGGCUUUAGGACAGCACUGUCUUCUGGGGAGCCCGCUGUCCUGCAGGCAAGUUCAUUAGACUCUUGAUUUAGGACUCUGCAAAACGCAAGAAACAAACAAAGGUCAAGCUCUAUGAGAAUUACUGCCCAAACUUCACUACCCUGGAAGCCUUACUACAUAUUUCUUAAUGUAACUUACAAAUUGGGCUUUAUUUUUAAAAAGUGGUAGGUCGCUUAAAGGAGCACAGAAAUGUUAGCAUAUUUAUUUAAAUAGUCCUGCAGCAGAGACCCUGUGAUUGUAAAGUGAUUUAAGUAUUUCUGGGUAGUGUUUGUGCUUUAUGGAUUUGUUACCACAAAACAAACAAACAAAAUCACUACUGUGAAUUUACUACUAUGUAACCUUGUGGUCGUAUUUUAUUAUAAAUAAAAUAUGAAUUGCUCUUC
Callithrix jacchus (white-tufted-ear marmoset) is the source of this 6129-nucleotide messenger RNA. It is a transcript of the gene VANGL1, whose product is annotated as VANGL planar cell polarity protein 1. Lineage: Eukaryota; Metazoa; Chordata; Mammalia; Primates; Cebidae. Gene Ontology annotation, biological process: multicellular organism development. The record is from RefSeq and is a predicted model, not a curated record. Gene Ontology annotation, cellular component: membrane.